Magnusiomyces paraingens is the source of this 357-nucleotide messenger RNA. Its product is annotated as mitochondrial 54S ribosomal protein mL54. Gene Ontology annotation, molecular function: structural constituent of ribosome. The coding region runs from base 1 to 357 and encodes 118 amino acids. The record is from RefSeq and is a predicted model, not a curated record. The transcript has a single exon. NCBI's taxonomy places the organism in Eukaryota, Fungi, Ascomycota, Dipodascomycetes, Dipodascales, Dipodascaceae. Gene Ontology annotation, cellular component: mitochondrial large ribosomal subunit.
AUGCUUUCCAUCUUAAGGAGAUCCAACAUCACUGCAGCUCGAUCCCUGCUGCUCACUACCCGUUUCUACUCUGCGCAGGCGGCCCCGGCGGCUGCUCCUGCUGCUAAGCCCAAGGGACCCAUUUCUUCGUGCCCCGCAGGAACCGUUAUUAAGGGCCUCAACAUUAGAAAGGGUCAGGACCCCAUUGUCGCGCGUCCUGACGAAGAGUACCCAGAAUGGCUGUGGACCGUGUUGGACAAGAAGGCCCAAGAUAAGAGGCUCGAGCAAGACCCAAUCAAGGCUGCAAGGAAGCUGCGACGGCAAGAAAACCGCAAGAAGAUUAAGGAUAAUAACUUCUUGGCCAAGAUGUCGAAAUAA